CCACCCUCUCAGUCACCGGCGCGUGUGGGGACGGGGCGCGGGUGUGACGGAGCGGGAAGACACGGCUGCUCCGUGCUCCGUGGAGAGUCCUGGCGCGGGCGCGGGCGGCCCGGCGCGAGCCCCACACCCUCCCUCCUUGUUUUUUCGGUAAAAAAGAAAAGCUAAGAGCGCGGCUGUGCGGGAUCCUGCACCGAGAUCCUCCUUUGAAAACUAUUACCAGAGGGAACCUGUGCAAAUAAAAAUUUGUCCAUCAUGUCAGCAGAAUCUGUGGAGAUUGAUGAUGCAUUAUACAGUCGACAGAGGUACGUUCUUGGAGAUACAGCAAUGCAGAAGAUGGCCAAGUCCCAUGUUUUCUUAAGUGGUAUGGGUGGUCUUGGUUUGGAAAUUGCAAAGAAUCUUGUUCUUGCAGGAAUUAAGGCACUUACCAUUCAUGAUACAGAAAAAUGCCAAACAUGGGAUCUAGGAACCAACUUCUUUCUCUGUGAAGAUGAUGUUGUUAAUAGGAGAAACAGGGCUGAAGCUGUACUUCAACAUAUUGCAGAACUAAAUCCAUAUGUUCAUGUCACAUCAUCCUCUGUUCUUUUAAAUGAAACCACAGAUCUCUCCUUCUUAGAUAAAUACCAGUGUGUAGUAUUGACUGAGAUCAAACUUCCAUUGCAGAAGAAGAUCAAUAACUUUUGCCAUUCUCAGUGCCCUCCAAUUAAGUUCAUCAGCACAGAUAUACAUGGAAUUUGGUCACGAUUGUUUUGUGAUUUUGGUGAUGAAUUUGAAGUUUCGGAUACAACAGGAGAAGAGCCAAAAGAAAUUUUCAUUUCAAAUAUAACACAAGCUAAUCCUGGCAUUGUUACCUGCCUUGAAAAUCAUCCUCACAAGCUUGAGACAGGGCAGUUUUUAACAUUUCGAGAAGUUAAUGGAAUGACAGGCUUAAAUGGAUCUACACAACAAAUAACCGUGGUAUCACCAUUUUCUUUUAGCAUUGGUGAUACUACAGAACUGGAACCUUAUUUACAUGGAGGCAUAGCUGUCCAAGUUAAGACUCCUAAAACAUUUUGCUUUGAACCAUUGGAGACGCAGAUAAAACAUCCAAAGUGCCUUAUUGCGGAUUUUAGCAAACCUGAGGCAUCUUUACAGAUUCACACAGCAAUGCUUGCCUUGGACCAGUUUCAGGAGAACUAUAAUCGCAAGCCAAAUAUUGGUUGCCAAGAAGAUUCAGAAGAGCUCUUGAAACUAGCAACAUCUAUAAGUGAAACCUUGGAAGAGAAGCCAGAAGUAAAUGCUGACAUUGUGCAUUGGCUCUCUUGGACUGCUCAAGGUUUUUUACCUCCACUUGCUGCAGCAGUAGGAGGUGUUGCCAGCCAAGAAGUAUUGAAAGCCAUAACAGGAAAGUUUUCUCCAUUGUGCCAAUGGUUAUACAUUGAAGCAGGAGAUAUUGUCAAAUCCCUAGACAAAAUUGAACGUGAAGAAUUUCUCCCACGAGGAGAUAGAUAUGAUGCCUUACGAGCUUGCAUUGGAGACACGUUGUGUCAGAAGCUACAAAAGUUGAAUAUCUUUUUAGUAGGAUGUGGAGCCAUAGGCUGUGAAAUGUUAAAAAAUUUUGCUUUACUUGGUGUUGGUACAGGCAAAGAAAAAGGAAUGGUUACAGUUACAGAUCCCGACUUGAUAGAAAAAUCCAACUUGAAUAGACAGUUCCUAUUCCGUCCUCACCACAUACAGAAACCUAAAAGCUAUACUGCUGCGGAUGCAACCCUGAAAAUAAAUCCUCAAUUAAAGAUAGAUGCACACUUGAACAAAGUAUGUCCAGCCACUGAGGCUAUUUACAGUGACGAGUUCUAUACUAAACAAGAUAUCAUUAUUACAGCAUUAGAUAAUGUGGAAGCCAGGAGAUAUGUAGACAGCCGUUGCUUAGCAAAUCUACGACCCCUCUUAGAUUCUGGAACAAUGGGCACUAAGGGACACACUGAAGUUAUUGUUCCUCAUUUAACUGAAUCCUAUAAUAGUCAUCGGGAUCCCCCAGAAGAGGAAAUACCAUUUUGUACUCUAAAAUCCUUUCCAGCUGCUAUUGAACAUACUAUACAGUGGGCAAGAGAUAAGUUUGAAAGUUCUUUUUCCCACAAGCCUGCAUUGUUUAACAAAUUUUGGCAAACCUAUCCAUCUGCAGAAGAGGUGCUACAGAAGAUACAAACUGGACACAGUUUAGAAGGCUGUUUUCAAGUUAUUAAGUUACUUAGCAGAAGACCUAGAAAUUGGUCCCAGUGUGUAGAGUUAGCAAGGUUAAAGUUUGAAAAAUAUUUUAACCAUAAGGCUCUUCAGCUUCUUCACUGUUUUCCCCUAGACACAAGAUUAAAAGAUGGCAGUUUGUUUUGGCAGUCACCAAAGAGGCCCCCCUCUCCAAUAAAAUUUGAUUUAAAUGAACCUUUGCACUUCAGUUUUCUUCUGAAUGCUGCAAAACUGUAUGCUGCAGUCUAUUGCAUUCCAUUUACAGAAGAGGACUUAUCAGCAGAUGCCCUCUUGAAUAUUCUUUCUGAAGUAAAGAUUCAAGAAUUCAAACCUUCUAACAAGGUUGUUCAAACAGAUGAAACUGCAAGGAAACCAGACCAUGUUCCUAUUAGCAAUGAAGAUGAGAGGAAUGCUGUUUUCCAACUAGAAAAGGCUAUUUCAUCUAAUAAAGCUACCACAAGUGAUCUUCAGAUGGCAGUGCUUUCAUUUGAGAAAGAUGAUGAACAUAAUGGACACAUAGAUUUCAUUACAGCUGCAUCAAACCUUCGUGCCAAAAUGUAUAGCAUUGAACCAGCUGACCGUUUUAAGACAAAGCGCAUAGCUGGUAAAAUUAUACCUGCAAUAGCAACAUCCACUGCUGCAGUUUCUGGCUUGGUUGCAUUGGAGAUGAUCAAGGUAGCUGGUGACUAUCCAUUUGAAGCUUACAAAAAUUGUUUCCUUAACUUAGCUAUUCCAAUUAUAGUGUUUACAGAGACAUCUGAAGUAAAAAGAACUGAAAUCAGAAAUGGAAUAUCAUUUACAAUUUGGGACAGAUGGACAAUACAUGGAAAAGAAGACUUCACCCUCUUGGAUUUCAUAAAUGCAGUCAAAGAGAAGUAUGGAAUUGAACCAACGAUGGUGGUACAGGGAGUCAAAAUGCUUUAUGUUCCUGUAAUGCCAGGUCAUGCAAAAAGAUUAAAGUUAACAAUGCAUAAACUUGUGAAACCUUCUACUGAAAAGAAAUAUGUGGAUCUUACUGUGUCAUUUGCUCCAGACACGGAUGGAGAUGAAGAUCUGCCUGGACCUCCAGUAAGAUACUAUUUUAGUCAUGACACUGAUUAACGGAAG
This is a messenger RNA of Canis lupus familiaris (dog), 3324 nucleotides long. It is a transcript of the gene UBA6, whose product is annotated as ubiquitin like modifier activating enzyme 6. Gene Ontology annotation, cellular component: SUMO activating enzyme complex; cytoplasm. NCBI's taxonomy places the organism in Eukaryota, Metazoa, Chordata, Mammalia, Carnivora, Canidae. Gene Ontology annotation, molecular function: SUMO activating enzyme activity. Gene Ontology annotation, biological process: protein sumoylation. The transcript is spliced from 33 exons. The record is from RefSeq and is a predicted model, not a curated record. The coding region runs from base 253 to 3318 and encodes 1021 amino acids.